This is a messenger RNA of Acipenser ruthenus (sterlet), 7884 nucleotides long. RefSeq names its product high affinity cAMP-specific and IBMX-insensitive 3',5'-cyclic phosphodiesterase 8B-like. Lineage: Eukaryota; Metazoa; Chordata; Actinopteri; Acipenseriformes; Acipenseridae. Gene Ontology annotation, molecular function: 3',5'-cyclic-AMP phosphodiesterase activity. The record is from RefSeq and is a predicted model, not a curated record. The coding region runs from base 796 to 3411 and encodes 871 amino acids. The transcript has 22 exons. Gene Ontology annotation, biological process: signal transduction.
GAAGCAGCAGAACAGCCAUCCCAUAAUAUCAAGAAAUGAAAAAUAAUUAGUGGCUUGUGGAAAAUGUGCCCAAAAGGAGAAAUCUCUAAUGAAUUAGCCGGUACCAUAUUGCAGCUGUGGAUAGGAGUCAGUCGCAGGUCCUUGUUACGCGAGAGAUUCUGGCUGAGCAGCCUGCACACACAGGCGAGUCGUACAUUCGAGCCGGUGAGUGUGGUUUAAUUGGAGAAUAAAGAGCUGGAAACCGACGGCUAUGUAAUAUCUUUUUUUCUCAGAGGAAUGUGUUUUCAUGUAGGACAGUUAUGCAAAAAUGAACCCUUUUAUGCACGAAGAUAUCAAGAAAAUGAGAGCAAUAAAUAAUUUCGUGAUUCAAAAAAAUAUUUUAAUCUCGGGUCAAGUAGUAAUACACGAUCUACAAUCCCACAGUGAUUGACUGUACUAUUACUACUUAAUAGCUUUUGAGUGUGUGUGUGUGUUAGCGGAGAUGACUACAAUGUAAAUACAGCGUGAGAAGGAAAGCAGGCGCUGAAUGGGAAAACAUAAGGAUCGUAGAAUAGAAUUGCUAAUUGUCAAAAACAAAGUGGAGGUGAAAUAAUAGAAAGAUGAUUUCGAUGUCUUGUUUUAUUUCACUAAAUGUGGUGGUGUAGAGACAGUGAUGUGGCGGGACUACAACGAGGACUGAUUAGCAGCAAAAAGCAGAGCGAAGAGAGUCUCGUGGCUGUGAAAAGAGCGAGAAAUCUAGCGAGCAGCGUGCAGCAUUUGGUUUUCUUAGCACCGGGCUGCGGAGCGGUGUGAAGUAUGGGCUGCGCUCCCAGUAUCCAUGUCUCUCAAAGCGGGGUUAUCUACUGCAGGGACUCGGACGAGUCCAACUCCCCGCACCAGACAACCACCAUCUCCCAGGGCACCGCGGCCACCCUUCACGGCCUCUUCAUCAAGACCGACGCAGCUGACAACAUCCCCUCUGUCCUCGCCUACCAGAGCCGACACACACGUACCAAUUCUCGACGAGACCGGAGGGACAACAGCGGAGGACAGUGUUGCAUUGAGGCCGAGACUCAGACGAGCCACACCAGCGUCAAGGUUUCAGCAACAGAAGUACAUUUUGGACCCAUGAAACUGACACAAGAACCUGUUCAGGUGCUGCUUAUCUUUGCCAAAGAGGACAGCCAGAGCGAUGGCUUCUGGUGGGCGUGUGAGCGGGCGGGGUACAGGUGCAGCGUUGCACGCACCCCAGAGUCAGCGCUUGAGUGUUUUUUAGACAAGCAGCAUGAGAUAAUCGUCAUUGAUGCCAGGCACGCCAGAUACUUCGAUGCAGAAGCUGUCUGCAGGUCAAUCCGCGCUACCAAACCUUCUGAACACACUGUAAUACUAGCUGUGGUACCACAAAUACAACCUGGUCAAGAAGAGUCUUCAGUCCUGCCACUUCUCAACGCUGGAUUCAAUAGGAGAUUCUUUGAGAACAGCAGUACCACAACUUGUUACAAUGAGCUGAUUCAGUUAGAGCACGGGGAGGUGCGCUCUCUGUUCAAGCUACGAGCCUGUAAUUCCGUGUUUAUCGCGUUGGAGCACUGUCAAGAAGCAGUAGAAAUAACCAGUGAAGACCACAUCAUACAGUAUGUGAAUCCAGCCUUUGAGCGGAUGAUGGGAUAUUGUAAAGGAGAGCUGAUAGGAAAAGAGCUGACGGUGUUACCUAAAAGUGACAAAAACAGGGCGGACCUCCUAGACACCAUCAACAUGUGCAUCAAGAAGGGAAAGGAAUGGCAGGGGAUGUACUACGCCAGGAGGAAAUCAGGGGACAGCAUACAGCAGCAUGUGAAAAUCACACCUGUGAUGGGCCAGGGAGGGAAGAUCAGACAUUUUGUUUCUAUCAAGCGACUUUGCAGUGACAAUAAUAAACAGGUAUACAAGAUACACCGUGAUGAAAAAUAUUGUGGAGAAAAUUCACAGACAGAGUCCUUGUCUUCCAGGCACAAGGACAGGAGGAAAGAAUCUAUUGACGUCAAGUCGAUAACAUCUCGAGGCAGUGACGCUCCAAGUUUACAGAACCGCAGGUACUCGUCAAUGGCUAAAAUCCAUUCCAUGACAAUAGAGGCUCCCAUUACAAAGGUUAUCAACAUUAUCAAUGCUGCCCAGGAGAACAGUCCCGUGACAGUAGCGGAGGCCCUGGACAGAGUGCUAGAAAUCCUCCGAACCACAGAGCUGUACUCCCCCCAGCUCGGGAGUAAAGAUGAUGACCCACACACCAGUGACCUUGUCGGAGGUCUCAUGACUGACGGACUGCGCAAACCUUCUGGGAAUGAUAUCUUCUCCAAGAAUGUGACCCAAAUUCAAAGUCACCUGGUGAUGCCCACCACCCCCAAUGACAUCCCUCCUCGAAUAGCACAGCUGCUGAACAAUGAAGAGAUGUGGGAUUUCAACAUUUUAGAUCUGGAGGCUGCCACAAACAAGCGACCUCUCACCUACCUCGGAUUGAAGAUCUUUGCCCGCUUUGGUGUGUGUGAGUUUCUGAACUGCACGGAGGCUACGCUGAAAUCCUGGCUCCAGGUUAUCGAGGCUAAUUACCACGCGUCCAACUCUUACCACAACUCCACGCACGCAGCCGACGUCCUACACGCCACAGCCUACUUUCUUCAGAAAGAGAGAGUCAAGGGCAGUCUGGACCAGCUGGAUGAGGUAGCUGCUCUCAUUGCAGCGACGGUGCACGAUGUGGAUCACCCCGGCCGCACCAACUCCUUCCUGUGCAACGCAGGCAGCGAGCUCGCUGUGCUGUACAAUGACAUGGCUGUGCUGGAGAGUCACCAUGCAGCCCUGGCUUUCCAGCUCACCACUCGCGACCGACAGUGCAACGUCUUCAUCAACAUGGAGAGAACACAGUAUCGUACACUGCGGCAGGCUAUUAUUGACAUGGUCCUGGCAACAGAGAUGACGAAGCACUUUGAGCAUGUGAACAAGUUUGUAAACAGCAUCAACAAGCCGAUAGCAGCUAUAGAAGAAACCAGUUCCAAUAGUGAAGGAUGCGACUGUGAGUGCCCAGCGAGUAUAAAGAACUCACCGGAGAACCGACUGCUCAUCAAGCGCAUGCUGAUCAAGUGUGCAGACGUGGCCAACCCCUGCCGGCCCCUGGAACUCUGCAUAGAGUGGGCUGGACGCAUCUCAGAGGAGUACUUUGCACAGACCGAUGAAGAGAAGAGACAAGGGCUGCCUGUGGUCAUGCCAGUGUUUGAUCGGAAUACUUGCAGCAUUCCAAAGUCUCAGAUCUCAUUUAUCGAUUACUUCAUCACCGACAUGUUUGAUGCCUGGGAUGCUUUUGCCAAUCUGCCUGGCUUGAUGCAACACUUGGCUGAAAACCACAAGUACUGGAAAGCAUUGGAUGAAAUGAAGUGUAAGAGCCUCAGACCCCCUCCAGAUCUGUGACAUCAUCAACAAGAUCUUGAAUGCAGCCCCUCGAUCUCACUCCUUCUCACUGUGAUUUUAUCAGAAAAAACUGUCAUGGGAAAGAGAAUUUUUACUGCAUUUUGCCAAGAUGGUUUACAGUAUCAUAGAGUUGGGCUGCAAAAAAACAACAAUUGCAACAUUAGAAUUGUGCUACACUGUGCCUGACAACUUAACAACAGAGGCGGUUGGAAACUGCUGUUUUGUGAAGAUCAGUCCUUUCCCCAGAAAUACAAUCCACAUUAUGUUUGUAGAGACAUUUGGUUUAAAACUAGGGGUGGGGUAAGAGAAAUAAUGUUAGGUAUUUAUGAUUACUAAACCUGCGGGAACACAAAGUCACUUUGUGGCUUGGUACUUGGUUUCAGGAGACUAGGUUUCAGGCCACUGCAUGACACACCAGGGGAGACUUGGGGUUUGAUACAGCAAAGUUGCCUCAAACUAGAUCACCCGGUCUCCUGGAACCAAGUUUCAAGCCUCUGUUCCUCAAAAAAGUGGCUUUGCGUUCCCUCAGUUUAAGAGUUUUUUUAAUCCACACAUUGUUACUGCUUUAUGUCUCACUAAAUCACUUGAUAAAAGUACCAUUGGCUUACCACUGUAUUACACUGAAGAAAUAGUAGCAGAUCCAUUUCCACACCACAGCAGUGGCAGCAAUUGCAACACAAUUGAUUUGGAAGAAACAUUGCACAGUGGUUCUGGUAUGGCACUGUGGCACUGCAUGGAUCGGUGUGCAUUGGUUCAAACCAUUUGAAUAGCCCUGGUAUGCAGGAAUGAUAAAGUGUUACCGCUGUGAUGUCAUUCUGAGUAGUCUCUUAUGUGCAGAAUCAAAGCACUGCCAUUGUGUGCCACUUCAUUGUCAUUGAAGAUCAUUUGCCAAGGAGUGCCUCCAUCAGAUGAGAAGCUAUAUGAAGAUCAGACUCCAGCCUUGCUCAGAUGUCACAGUAGGAACCUUUGCAGCAGCCUGAUCCCACAGACCCCUGCUGUCUCUCUUAUCCACAUGGUUUAAGAUGGACCUCCUCAGGAUACAGGGGGAGGGUACGACAAUAAUGUGGGUUAAUACAAGUGUAACAAAUACGUCUUAAAUUGCAUUGGGUUGAAGUCAACUAACUAGAAUCAAUUCAGAAUCAAAAACAGCAAUCUCCUAGCAAGCUUGGCUGUGACCGCUUUAUUAUUUGCUUAUUUCCUAUGUUCAUAAAGCUGGCGUUUCACACACUUUUUGACAUAAAUAUUUGAGGACUGCUCCCUUCCAGUGCCUGCUGUGCUGCUAUUUCUUGCUGGAAACACUUUUACAGGUGAAAUGAACUGCCUGCAGUAUCAUUACUUUAUUGUUCAAGGUCUCUUAUGACUACUAUUUUAGAAAUCAUGCUAGUAUACAUUUUAAAGAUGUUUUUUUUACAGGGUGAACUUAGGCCAACAGCCACCCCCUAGUGGUGCCAUCGAAAACAACAGGAAACUUGAAACAACACUGAAUAACCUGUACCUUUACGAUUUUAAAACUUUGAGGUUACUUCACCCUUAGGAUGUGAAAAUUGAGACUUUACUGGUCCUGUGCUACGAUCAAGCAAUAGCAUUAGGUGACUUGAAAGAUAUGUGUUAAAGUAAUGAGCAGCAGUGCCUCAGAUGGAAGAACGCAUUUCGAGCCCUGUUAUAGAAGCACAGGGUUGAACUAGCCUAGACUCUAGCCUGUGAUAAAUUGUAAAGUGCCUUUUUUGGCAGAUUCUACCUGUAUAAGCCAUUAUGUAUGGUUGUUAUAUGUAGUGUAUACACACUCCACGACUAUGAUUUAUUCUGCAGUUUGGUGUGUUUUCUUUACUCGUUGUGUAUUGGACAGGUUUUAUUUGAUGUUUUCGUUGUUAAAAUACAGACACGUAUGGAGGAUCAUUCGAGCGGGACAUGCUAACAGAUUGGAUUUGCACAGAGCAGCCGUACACUUCUUUCCUCAGUACUGCAAACAGUAGUCAACUCCAGUACUAGAAAGAGUCUGUGAUUGAACAGUUAAGUUAGAAAUGUUAUUUUUGUAUUUCUUUUCCAAUAUUAAAUCUGACAUUGAACCCAGUGAAAACUCGAUAUGAAACGCAAAAAGGGGUUAAUACAAUCAUAUGAAAUAGAAAGGUUUUUAGUAUCACAUUGCAUUCUUCAAAUACGGUAGCUUCUUAUUGUAGACUCCCAAGUUACUAGUUAACUCAAACUUUCCCAAAUUAAAGAAAUAACAGAGAGCUCAAAUCACGGAUAAUGUGCUAUCCUGUUACAGAAUGAUGAACCAUUAUGAUUGUAAUUAUUAUUAUGUUUUUAAUUGAAAUGAUUUACUACAGCUAGUUAUUCCAGCCUAUGGAGCUAUAUUAGCUACCCCCUCAGCUGAACAAAUGGGAAGCCAGUAUGAUGCAGUAUAAUGUAAAAUUAUGACAUUUAAUGUACAUAUAUAGUGUUUUACAGCUAUUAAGAAUGUUAAGUAAGAAGACAUGUUUGUGUAUAUGAUAAAGGGAUAACCCUUUAGUCCAGGGGGUCUGUUCUAAGUGGGUAUAUUCUGUGUAUGAAUCUUGUAAUAAUGUAUACUAUAUUCUUAAACCAUGUACCAGAAACAUGAUUUCAAAAGUGCAUUGUAAUUUAGUGUUAUAAUUAAUAACAUGUUUAUAGAUUGCAGAUGACCGUUUAUAACGGAUCCCUAAAGUGCUAAAUUAACUAUUCAACCAAAGGCGAAGCGUCAUCUACAUAAACUGCCUUAUUACAAGCACUUAACCUUUGCUAAAAAGGGUUAGCUGAUUUUAUGUGCAUCAGAGAUAUUAAAAGCCAUCCAUCAUUUUAAUCUCCUGUCUGUUCAAAACAAGCUGACACAGUGUUUGUCAGGUGUGAGUGGGGACGAGUCCUUAUACCCGGUACAAUUUAUUUUGCAUGCCUAUAAUGACUGCUGAUUUAAGCCUUUGCUAAGAACUAAAGUAAUGUUCUCAUCAGUGUAGAGUAGCAGCCACAUGUUAUUUUAUCCUUGCAUUUUUAAGAAAGUAUUGUAAAACUGAAGCACAAAACAUGAAUCAUGUUUAUAUUCUAGCACAGCUUUCAUUUCUGCAAGACAGAACUUACAAAGCUUGGUAACAUUUCACCAUGUUUUUUUUUCUGCUAUAAUACUACUGUUUUAUCAAGGGAAAGCCAGGGUAUUUUUUUAAACAAUCACAAAAGCACUUUGUUGUGUAUUUGUAUUAAUCUUUACACUACCAUCAGAACUGUACAGUGAGGGAACAUUCCAUAAUAAGAAAUGGAACUGCCUGGCUACUUUGUAUAUUGUCACUUUUAAGUUAAUCAUAAUUCCUAUCAAUUGUGGAGGUUGUAAUUCUUAAGUAUCGUUUUCAGGCGAAAUUAAAAGGUUGAAUGCAAGAAAGAUUGUCAGAGUGGCUUUCAAAGAGUUAAACACUGUCUUGUCCUUGAGGAAGUUUAAGUGCUUAGUUUGGAUGAAAGUUUUUUUUUUAACCAACUCUAAAAAACAUGUUGAAUUCCCUCGUUCAACUCGAAACAUUAUACUUAUGAAAAGGGGGAGGGAUUUGUCAUUGAUUCAAGGUGCAUGACACCAGAGACCAAAAGCGAUUCCCAUCUUUGCCAGUUAAGUGCCAUUGUUCUCAUUUGAGGACAGGCCACAUUGUCAUUUUUUGGAGCAUUUUUAACUGGCAUCUACAUGUUAUUUUAAUGUUCUGUUUAACUAUAUUGUUAUGAUAACUUACUCUAAUUUUGUUAACAGCAAAAGUUAUGUCUAAAUGUAAUGUGUCAAAUUACGUAAAUACAGCUUGUGUUCUGAUUUUGUCAAAGAAGUUAAUUUGGUACUUAAUGGGUUAAUGUAGAAGCUCUGUUUAUCAGCCUAGUUUUUAGCGGUCAGGAGGGCAUGCUACUAAAGACUCCAUGAGAAUAGUGCGCUGUUUGCUGCUCUGGCACAAGAUCCAGCCCACAUUGGGAAUCUUUGGAGCUUAGAGAGGUGCUGUGUAGAGGACUUCAGUCCCCGGCAACGUUGACUUUCAUGAGCACUAAAUGUUAACAUUUAAAAUGAUGUAAUAUCAGGAGUGAUAAGAAGGAUUGUCUACAAAGGAGUUUUUCUUUGUGUUUUUGUGUGUUCUUUUUACAGUAUGUGUAACUACAGGUACAAACUUUGUGCCAACUGGUUUUUUUUUUUUUUUAAUACGUUUUAUAUCUCAGUUAGGACUGUAUGUAGCUGGCCACGCAGAAUUGUAUAUAAGCUCUAUUUUUAAUAGAAUCAUCUAUCUACUUGGUCAUGGACUGAUAAAAUAUGACAUUGUAUAAUAAUUUUAAAUUGUGUGUAUUUUUGAAAAGUUUUAUUGUUUGUAACAAAAAAAACAAAGAAAAAGAAAAUGUGUACACAUUAAUCCCGUUCACGUCUGGAUACAUCUGUAACUUUCCACUUUGAUUGUGUAAAUCUGAUAGAUUUGAAAUAUUUUAUUUCACUGCUCAUAUCCCCAUGCU